Messenger RNA from Amphibalanus amphitrite, 429 nucleotides. RefSeq lists its product as uncharacterized. Gene Ontology annotation, molecular function: nucleic acid binding. The record is from RefSeq and is a predicted model, not a curated record. Bases 1 to 429 code for a protein of 142 amino acids. The transcript has 2 exons. Lineage: Eukaryota; Metazoa; Arthropoda; Thecostraca; Balanomorpha; Balanidae.
AUGUCGUCACCGCACUACCCGCGCGCUAACGGGCACGCGGAGGCCUGCGUGAAGACAGCGAAGAAGCUGGUGCUGGCUGCGUCCUCAUCGGGCCGGCUCGACCAGGACCAACUGGACCGAAGUCUGCUCGAACUCCGUAACACGCCCCGAGCAGACGGACGGUCGCCGGCACAGGUGCUGUUUGGUCACCCGCUUCGCUCUGGUGUUCCCACGCACCACCGCGCCUUCGCUCCUGAGUGGCAGCGGGCGGCCGAUGUCUGCGAGGAAAAGGCUGCCGAGCUCCAGGAGCAGGCCGUCAGGUACUACAACAAGAGCACGCGCCGGCUGUCACCGCUCAAGAUCGGCAGCCGGGUCGACCUUCAAGACCCCGCCACCGGCCGAUGGAACCGGAUCGGAGUGAUCGUGGGCGUCGAAGAAGGUGGAGGAUGA